Rhopilema esculentum is the source of this 2614-nucleotide messenger RNA. RefSeq lists its product as uncharacterized. Lineage: Eukaryota; Metazoa; Cnidaria; Scyphozoa; Rhizostomeae; Rhizostomatidae. The record is from RefSeq and is a predicted model, not a curated record. Gene Ontology annotation, cellular component: nucleus; cytoplasm.
GGAAUUUUCUCAUCUCAUAUCUUGACCUGUAAAUAUGGCGGAAUAAGGGAAGGUCUUGUGCCUCCCUUGAAUCAAUUUGCACGUUUUUGAGGAGUGUGUGAUACAUUGCAAAGAAAAGCUUGAUAGCACUGAGACUCGAAGGAACAAACUAAUCGAUUAUAAAUGGCGAAACUUAUUGCAGUAUGUAGGGACGAAGAAUUUCCCUUUGAACGUCGACAGAUCCCACUCAUGAUCGAAGAAACACUCACAAUGGUGAUGGAAAUACCAGAAACAGUUAUCUCAACUGAAUGUGUUGUUGAAGGGGAUGUGAAACAAUUCAUUGAGAGAUAUGAUCUGUUGACAUUUGAAGAGCUUAACUGUGCACUAAUGGUUUCACAAAAAGAGCUGUUCGCGUUGCUGGCCCUGUCUGUCCCCUGUGUUGGAUGCAGAAGAAGUGUUGAACGGCUUUAUGGCCAGUUGUUGGAAUCAGGACAGCCUGCUUUAGAACCAUUGAUAAUCAAGACUUCAAGGGUCUUGACAUUGUCUGAUGGUUUCUUGUCUGAUCCCAGGCUGAUUUAUGCACUAUUUUACAUCCAUGGAUCCCAUCUGAAUGACAUGGUUGAUACAAUACCAAAGAGCAGAAGAAAUAGGAGAUGCAUCUUGCAUUCUCUAGAGACCCACAAAACUCGAUCUCUUGGCGGUGGAAAAAGAACUAAAAGGGCAGAGGUUUGUUCAUUUCUGGGAUUUCUUUCUAGGUGGAUGGAUGUAUGGGAUCUUCUCUCUCAGGAAUGCCGCGACGAGGUAGUGCUUAUUGACUCUGAUGCGCUAUUGGAAACCCUUGAGAAUUACCUCCGUAAACACAGAUUCUGUUCAGAAUGCAAGUCGAAAGUUUUGAAGGCGUAUAAUAUACUGACCGGAGACAUCGAGGGUGAAGCUGAAAAGGGAUAUUGCGCUACGCUGUAUGAAGGCUUGAAAAGCUGUCCUAAGGAAAGGCACGUACAUGUUCUAUGCGACACAGAUUUUAUCGCUCAUCUCAUUGAUAGUGCUGAGCCCGAGCUAACUGGCGGUCGGAGGGAAAGACAUGCAAGGACCAUAGAAAUCGCCCAGGGGGAGGUAUUGACGUGCCUGGGAAUUCACUUGUGGGAAAGACUGCAUCGCUUGUGGCAGAAAUUACGUGCUGAAGAACAAACAUGGCAGAUGCUUUUCUACUUAGGAGUCGAAGCUUUGCGCAAAAGUUUUGAAAUGGCUGUCGAAGAUAAACAAGGUAUAUCACGAUUGGAACAAGUAGUUGAGGAAAUAUCAGAAGCAGAGAGAAUGAAGGAGUUGAGGAAGGAACAAAAAAGACUGAAAAAGAAGAAGAGAAAAGAGAAUCGAUGCAAAUUCGCGAGUGACGCGGAAAAAAGAGGGAAGAUUGCCGAAUCUGAUACAGAGAAGGAAAAUGUUGGGGAGAACGGCCAAGAAAGUGAAAAUGAGCCAAAAAUUAUUCAAGAAAAUGGUAAAUGUGAAAGGUCAGAAGCGGUUGCAUGUAGCGAAGAAAAACCUAAUUUUGAAAUCACAAAGCCUAUUUUAAAUGGCAUUCAUGAAAAUACAACGGAUGAAAGCUGUCCUGGUAAUGAAGCUGUUGUUAAUACCUGUCAGGGGAUUGCGCCUGUCGCGGAAAAUUGUCAAGGAAAAAGCAGUGAGGAAGGGGUUGGCAGUAAUGAAACGAGCCACGUGGAAACAAGUUCUAAGGAUAAUGGUAAUGGAACGACAAGUGUAAUGUGUAAUUCCAAAGAAAGUAAUGGUUUCUGCAAGAAACUAAAUGAAACGAACUGUCAGAAAGAGUCUUUGAAAAAUGAAAUCUGCUAUUGUGGCGAUGAUGCAAAAGAAAUACCGCAUAAAAAGAACGGAUAUGUGAACGCCCUUGACGAGAAACCACGAUUGCACUGCAAAAAGGCAAAGGGAAUGUCGGCAAAUGGGUAUAUUAACCAAUCAGGGUGUCGCUCAUGCGGACAGAUUUUAACCCAGAGGGACAAGUUUGAUCGCGGCAAGGUAGACCAUGGUAGGAACCCCCCGGAAAGCGCCGAGAUGUGCGCCAAAUGCGCGUCUAUGAACUCAGAAGGAAUCAAUCGGAGAAAUCGAAAGAAAUUUGCUAAACCGAAAGAGGCACAUGAAAAUUUCAAUCCAAGAUCGAAAAACGAACCAAAGAAGACCAAAAGACAUCAAUUCAGGCAAGAUCCAAUUUCAAAAGAAGAUGAUGACGCCGAAUUAAAAUUACUCAAGUCGAUGGGAUGGCAUCGCUUAGAUGAUGAAAAUACGCUGGACCCUGGAUUAUCACACCAAGGCGAAGCCUGCAUCUCAGAGCAAGAAAUAAGGGAAUUUCAAGCCAAGAAGAAGGACUUGCAGAAUCAGCGGGAGCAGCUUCGGGAGAGACUACGUCAGCAGUUUCAAAUGAUGUGCAUAGAUUCAUCGGGCUGCUUUUGUAAUGAUAGGCCCGUUAAUGCAAUCAAAGUGAACAAAUCAUGAAUUUGCGAGAAUCUGUGAUUUUACUCCCUGCUUAGUUUUACGGAGUUUUUAUAGUGGCCAGGACACGUUAAUUGGGACGUUGAUUUGUUUGUUUAUGUGCUGAGUUAGAUGAAAUCAAAUUAUCACAACA